This is a messenger RNA of Ciona intestinalis (vase tunicate), 1682 nucleotides long. Lineage: Eukaryota; Metazoa; Chordata; Ascidiacea; Phlebobranchia; Cionidae. The record is from RefSeq and is a predicted model, not a curated record.
ACAAAUUAUUGCUAAAAAAAUGGCUGAAACUGGUGACCUUGACCGGCAGAUUGAGCAGCUUAAAAGAUGUGAAAUUAUAAAAGAAAGUGAGGUGAAAGCACUGUGUGCGAAAGCGAGAGAAAUCCUGGUGGAGGAAAGUAAUGUUCAAAGGGUGGAUUCUCCUGUCAUUGUUUGUGGUGACAUCCAUGGUCAGUUUUACGACCUGACGGAAUUAUUUAAAGUUGGAGGUGACAUGCCAGAUACUAACUACCUUUUCCUUGGUGACUUUGUGGACAGGGGGUUCUACAGUGUGGAAACUUUCCUAUUACUCCUAGCACUCAAGGUGCGAUAUCCUGAUCGGAUUGUUCUAAUUCGUGGAAAUCAUGAAAGUCGACAAAUUACUCAGGUGUAUGGUUUCUAUGAUGAGUGCCUUCGUAAAUAUGGCUCGAUCACUGUGUGGCGCUAUUGCACUGAGAUCUUUGAUUACUUGAGUCUCUCGGCAAUCAUUGAUGGAAAAAUUUUCUGUGUUCAUGGUGGUCUAUCCCCAUCAAUUCAAACCCUAGACCAGAUCCGAACCAUAGAUCGUAAACAAGAGGUUCCCCAUGACGGGCCAAUGUGCGAUCUGCUGUGGUCAGAUCCUGAAGACACGAACGGGUGGGGUGUGAGUCCCCGUGGCGCGGGUUAUUUAUUCGGAUCUGACGUCGUUUCAAAUUUCAACCAUUCUAAUGACAUUGACAUGAUAUGUCGUGCCCACCAACUGGUAAUGGAGGGAUUUAAAUGGCAUUUCAAUGAAACAGUUCUCACAGUGUGGUCAGCACCUAACUACUGCUACAGGUGUGGAAAUGUGGCAGCAAUUUUCGCCCUAGACGAACAUUUAAAACGGGAAUUCAUUAUUUUUGAGGCAGCACCACAAGAGACCAGAGGCUUGCCUGUCAAAAAACCAUUGCCAGAUUACUUUUUGUAGCAUUAGAAACUUCAUUACUGAAAAAACUAUUAAAACUGCGCAACACUGCAAACGUAGGUUAAUACUAUUCCUACACCAGCAGUUAAGCAGUGUUGCGAGAUUAAAUAUUCACAAGGAUUUUACUAUGGCCGAUGUCCAUUGAUGUCAAAUCUUUUGCAACACUUUUUUCAAUUUUCUAACGUCAAACGCAGCUAGUAUUAAUUGUUUACCAGAUUAUAUAAACUUUCGUUAAAUUUUUUCCUGUUUAAAUCUUAGUGCUGCCACUCAGAAAUAAUACCUAUUUCCGGCAACACUGUAAGAAAUAUCAUUCCAUAAAAAAUAGUAGUUAAAAUUUACCAUCAAGUUUUGAAAUGGCCACUUCUUUCACUGUGCCCAAUAUUAAAAACCUCCAACAUUUUUGUCAGUUUUUGCUAAAAACAACCCUUAAUAAAUAAUAAGUUUUAAUUCACACACACUUUUCAAACCGAUUUUCAUGCAUUUUCAUUCAUACCAGUACCGUGUAGUCUAUACACAUACUAAACUUCAUUUUUUGCUUUUUACACCUAUUUUCUUGAAUACUUUCAAAGUGUAAGAUUAUUUAACGUUUCUGCUUUCAUUUAUUAACACCGAAAGUGCGUCUUUCUGACAAUAAUAGCCCGAUUUUAGAUAAUUUUUUAACAGACUUUGUACCUCUAGUCUAGUCCACAAUAAAUGUUGUCUUUUGUGUAACUGUUAAAAAUAAAUUUUUAUGAGAUGUCGA